AUGCAUGAGACUCAAGUGAUUGCGUGCAUUGCUGCAUUCUGCAGCAGCGCUGCAGUACUCGCAUGCAUUCUCGUCCUGCCGUCGAUGUAUUCGACUGUCAAUCAGCUACAUGAUAAAGUCGUAGACGGUGUACAAACCUUCCGUGUAGAGACUGAUUCGGCUUGGACAAAAAUGAUGGAAAUACAGGUUAAAGUUUUACCAGAGAGCAAACCUGAUGAAAAUCCUUUUCAAAGCUUCAUUCGUCACAAGCGUCAAGCUGGACUUCCACCAUUUUGCAUAUGCCAGCCAAAAAGAGAGUGUCCACCAGGGCCUCAAGGACCUCCUGGUGAUCCCGGACCUGAUGGGCCACCUGGGCCACCUGGACCGCCUGGACCAGAUAACCAUGACAUACCAGAAUCUAUAAGUUGCGACGUCGAUACUAAGACCUGCAUAAAGUGCCCGCCAGGACCGAUAGGACCACCAGGACCGGAUGGAGAGAUGGGUCCACCCGGUCCAGACGGAGUUGUCGGACCACCAGGACUUAACGGUAAAGUCGGACCGCCAGGACCAGACGGACCUCCUGGCCCACCAGGCCCAAUGGGUCCUCCAGGAUUACCAGGACUUCCUGGACCAGCAGGUCGU
This is a messenger RNA of Enterobius vermicularis (human pinworm), 621 nucleotides long. The record is from the annotation of a GenBank genome assembly. Lineage: Eukaryota; Metazoa; Nematoda; Chromadorea; Rhabditida; Oxyuridae.